CAAAACCCAAAAAGUGUUUAAUUCUUCCCCCAUGAAUUGAUUCUCCAUUCAAAAUCAAUCCUACAUUCUUAAGAAUCACUUCUCCACACGUAAGUGCUUCUCCAAGAAUCAAAAGCACAUACGUAUUCAUAUCGAAAACCAAUCACGGGUUUUCGUAAUCUGUUCGUUUUUUUCACAUGGAUCAUGUUCGUAAUUCUGGUUUUAGGUCAAAUUGAUGGCUGAAGAAGAACAAGAAGACGACAACGACGAAGAGGAUUCGCCAAAUUCAGGGGUUGAUUUUGUGAUCUGUUUAUUUCAAGGAUGUAAUCGGGAUUAGGGUUUUCGAUUUGAUUUGAAUUUGAAAAAUGGAAAGAGGGAAACCAGAUAUAAACCCAAUGGUUUUGAAAUUUGGGCUUGCUGUAGCUGUUUCUCUUGGUGGGAUGAUUUAUAGUUUUCUUAGAAACAAAAGGAUCAAAAAACCAACAAAACCUCCAUCUGAUUGUUUGAAAUCUCCUUCAGAUUGCAAUAACCAGGGGAUUUCAGUGAAGGAAUCAUGGGGUUCAAGAAGUGAUCAUUGUGGAUUAAAUGUAACAUCAAAUUCUUGCCGAUUUGAUCCUUUGGCAACUGAUAAACAUGACCAGUUGCAUAACUCCAUGCCUGAUCUUUCUCCAAAUAGUAGGUCUAAUACAGAUAAAGACUCCUAUCUUCUGCCCGAAUUCAAUGAUCUAGUGAAAGAAUUCGAUAUGACUGCCAUGAAAACCAACAAGGAGCUUCCAAUAUCAGAAGCAGAAUCACCCGCGAAAGAGAUCAAGAAUCUAGUAAACACGGUCAAAACCCUCAAAGAACGAGAAAGGAAUCUAGAGAUUCAAUUACUCGAAUACUAUGGUCUCAAAGAACAGCAAGCCGCAGUCAUGGAGCUUCAAAACCGUCUUAAACUCAACAAUUUGGAAGCGGAGCUUUUCACACUCAAGAUCGAGGCCUUACAGACCGAUAACAAGCGAUUACAGACACAAAUGGCGGAUUAUGCGAAAGUGGUAACGGAUCUUGAAGCUGCAAAAGCCAAAAUCAAAGUUCUUAAGAAGAAACUUCGAUCGGAAGCUGUACAGAAUAAGGAACAGAUCUUGGAUCUUCAACAAAGAGUUGAAAAGAUGCAGGAAGAUGAACACAAGGGUGUUGCGAAGAUUGAUCCGAAGGACGAACUAAACCUUCGUAAAUUGAAGGAUUUGGAAGCCGAAGUCGAGGAAUUGAGAAAGUCGAAUUAUAGUUUGGAGAUUGAAAAAUCAGAGUUGGGUCAGAGGUUGGAAGAUGUUCAAAUCCUCGCGACUUCUGUCUUGGAAGACGAUGAAACGGAAAAGCUUAAAGAAGAACUCGAGCGUUUAAAGAAAGAAAACGAAGAUUUAACCAAAGAAAUCGAGCGACUUCAAGCCGACAGAUGUGGCGAUGUUGAAGAACUCGUGUAUCUUCGAUGGAUUAAUGCAUGCUUAAGGUAUGAACUUCGGAAUCAUCAGGCGGGGCCCGGUAAAACAAUGGCUCGAGACCUCAGUAAAACAUUAAGCCCAAAAUCAGAGGAGAAAGCUAAACAGCUGAUCGUUGAAUACGCUGAUAAAGAAGGGGUGACCGAAAAGGGUAUAAAUGUCCACGAACUCGAUUUCGAUCAAUGGUCGAGUUCUCAGGCGUCUAAUCUUACGGAUUCCGGCGAACUCGAUGAAUCUUUUAUCAGUUAUCCAUCACCUCAAAAGACCAACAAGAAGUUCUUUGGGAAGCUUGUGAAACUGUUAAGAGGGAAAGACAGCGGCAGCAGCCAUGGCGGCAGCCGCCACCACCACCACCACCGCCGCCCCCCUAGUAAAAACUUGUCUUUAGAAAGAACAGAAGACGACAUGAAUUCUUAUAGCGAUUAUUCAUUCGGGAAUGUAGGAAAUUCUUCUAAACAUUCUAUGGAUUCUCAAAGAUCGUUUCAUAGGCAUAGCGAUAUAGGAGUUCAUAAACGGAUUGAUUCCAUUGCAGAAGACAGUGGCGGCAUUGGUGGUGGUUCGGAUUCACCAUCUUCAUCGGACGGUCAGAAAUCCGAUCUGAUGAAAUAUGCAGAAGUUCUGAAAGACUCUCCGGCUAAAUAUCGCCGGAGAUCGACACUGUUAAUUAGGAAAACCUGCAAUUUGAUUUUCUUGGCAAAUGUUGUAUCAUAUACUGAUAUGACAGAACGGGACAAAACUCAUUGUUUCAUGUUUGGCCUAGCGUGGGAUAGAAUAAGAAUUCACUGUCUCACGUUUGGCGGGACAAGAACUGGGACAAUGUGGGAUAACAUGAGACAAAAGAGGAUUGUUCUUCCAACACCACCACCACCUCCGCCGCUGCUACCACCACCACCACCACCUACUGAACACAGGUCAGCACUCUACGUCGGCGACCUUCACCCCGAGACCACCGAUAAUGAUCUCCACAUCCUUUUCAACAUGAUUGGCCCACUGCGUUCUGUUCGUAUCUGCAGAGACCGUCUCUCACACAAAUCACUCUGCUAUGCCUACAUCAAUUUCUAUCUUCCUUCUCACGCGACUAUGGCGUUAUCGCGAUUAAACCACACUUUAUUGAGGGGAAAACCAAUGAGGAUAAUGUGGUGUGAGCGAGAUCCGGUUGGAAGGAGGACUGGAAUUGCGAAUUUGUUUGUGAAUAAUCUCGAUUCGAUGGUGACAGAUGCGAAAUUGGAGCAGGUUUUUGAGAAAUUUGGGAGGAUUCUUUCGUGUAAGACUGCGAAGGAUGAUUACGGAAAGAGCAAGGGUUUUGGAUUUGUUCAAUUUGCUUCAGAGGAAUCGGCUAACAAUGCAAUUGAUGCCCUAGAUGGAACUACCAUUGAUGAGAAGAUUAUAUCCGUGGCGAAGUUUCUGAAGAAAAGCCAGAGGAACGAACCCGAAUUCACGAACGUUUAUGUGAAGAAUCUUGAUCCGGAUUUCACCGAAAGUCUCUUGAGAGAGAAGUUUUCCGAGCAUGGAAAUGUCACGAGUGCCGUGAUCAUGAACGACGCUGAUGGGAAAUCAAGAGGUUUUGGGUUCGUCAACUUUGAGUCACACGAUAGUGCCAAAAAGGCCAUCGAGGCCUUAAAUGGUUCAGUAAUCGGUUCUAAAGAAUGGUUUGUUGGAAAAGCUAUGAAGAAAGCCGAAAGAGAGGGGUUUUUACGGAAAAAAGACAAGACGAACGCUUCGAAUCUUUUUGUAAAGAAUCUUGCUCCAUCCGUGGAUGAAGCAGCUCUUGAAGAAACAUUUCGUGUUUUUGGAAAAGUCAUUUUAACGAAAGUGGUACGCCAUAAGAACGGCAUUAGCAAAGGGUUUGGUUUCGUGUGUUUCUCGACACCAGAAGAAGCACGGAAAGCUCGUGAUUCACUCGAUGGAAACGAUUACCGUGGAAAGAAAUUAAAUGUUUCUUUGGCUCUGAGUAAAGAAGAAUGUUCCCGAAAAUUGCAGGCUCGUUUUGGACCACAACUGAGUAUCGAUAACCAUCGAUAUCUACCAUCUUUUUACAGUAAUCAGUCAUUUGUUCGGUCUCCCGUCUACGAUGGGCCAUACUGGCAGCCAAACUUCUACAGACGUAUGCAGAAUCUUAAACCCAAGAGUCAUCAUUAUCAGGAUAUUCAUGGUGAAUAG
Molecule: messenger RNA, 3614 nt
Organism: Cynara cardunculus var. scolymus (artichoke)
Lineage: Eukaryota; Viridiplantae; Streptophyta; Magnoliopsida; Asterales; Asteraceae
Exons: 12
Coding region: 345-3614 (1089 amino acids)
Molecular function (GO): RNA binding
Source: RefSeq, a predicted model, not a curated record